AUGCCUGAUCGAAAAAAGUUGAGGAGCACAGAAAAAGCAACAGACAAAAAACCUCAUGGGUUCUCUAUGAGGGAUUAUUCUGACCUGAAAAAACUUCAGUCUCUCUUGAAUGUUCAGUCAAGGAACCAACAGCUUCCAGCUAUAUAUUUUGAAAGUGUUCAAUCCAGUGUGACAAGAGCUUGUCAAAAUGUGAAAAGCGAGGAACAAGAACCCAGUGGUCAAUGGGAAGAAUCAACAGAAGCUGCUGAGCUUGAAAAAUUUAGUGUGACCUACAAGAAUGAGAGAAAUUUUAGCAAACAUCCCAAACACAGGCUGUUUCAAGAUAUCUUUAUGGCUUUAGUCAAGAACAGACUUACCCACAGGGAGUGGGUUACUCAAGCUUCAUCCACCCAUUUUCUUAGAGUAUUGAUCUGCCUGAGAUUAUUAAUAAGGGAUCCAUGCUGUCAGGAAAUGCUUUACAGCUUGGGUGGAAUUGAAAAUCUAGCUCAGUGUAUGGAAACGGUAGCAAAUAGCUGUCUUAAUUACGGAGAGGAGCAGCAUAAUGUAGACAAGUUGGUCAACAUGACAUCCUUGGCAAAUGGAAUGUAUACAGUAGCAAAGCUGAUUUUACCCAACAAUGAAAGGAAUGCUGAAAAAGCCAGUUUAUUACAGUGUUAUGCUUUCAGAGCCCUGAGAUUUCUCUUCAGUAUGGAAAGAUAUCAGCAUGUUUUCAAAAGACUUUUCUCAGCUGAUUUAUUUGAAAUCUUCAUUGAUAUUGGACAUUAUGUGCAUGAUAUCAGAGCUAACGAAGGGUUGGUAUCAAAGCUAAAUUUGUUAAAGGAGGAUGUACUGAAGCAAAUUGCUGAAAGUAUUGAGAGUAUGAAUCAGAAUAAGGCACCCACAAAACGAAAUUAUGCAAUUUUAGAGCACCUUAACAGUGGAGCUUUUGGAAGUGUAUAUAAGGUUAGGAAGCAUAAUGGACAAAAUCUCCUGGCAAUGAAAGAAGUCAUUUUACACAAUCCAGCUUUUGGAAGAGACAAAAAAGACAGAGACAGUAGUGUAAGAAACAUUGUCUCUGAAUUAACCAUCAUCAAAGAGCAGCUUUAUCAUCCAAAUGUUGUAUGGUAUUAUAGAACCUUCUUGGAAAAUGACAGAUUGUACAUAGUCAUGGAGCUCGUAGAGGGGGUGCCAUUGGGAGAACACUUUCACUCUUUGAAGGAAAAACAACAGUUUACAGAAGACAGAAUAUGGCGUAUAUUUAUCCAACUUUGUCUAGCUCUUUGUUAUUUGCAUAAAGAGAAGAGGAUUGUUCAUCGAGAUCUCACUCCGAACAAUGUCAUGUUAGAGGAUAAAGACAAAGUUACAAUUACUGACUUUGGGCUUGCAAAGCAGAAGCAAGAAAACUGCAAACUUGCAUCAGUAGUAGGAACCAUUCUAUACUCAUGUCCUGUAGUUGUAAAGAGUGAGCUGUAUGGAGAGAAGGCUGAUGUCUGGGCUGCAGGAUGCAUCCUUUAUCAGAUGGCAACUCUGAACCCACCGUUUUACAGCACCAAUAUGCUCUCCUUGGCUACUAAGAUAGUAGGGGCUAUGUAUGAACCUGUGCCAGAAGAACUGAACUCUGAAAAAGUGUCAUUUACCAUUAAGAGCUGCUUGACUCCUGAUGCAAAGGCACGUCCAGACAUAGUGGAGGUCAACUCACUGCUGUCUGAUGUUAUGAUGAAAUACCUGGAUGUUCUAUUCACCUCUCAUCUCAUGUUGGAGAAGAAACUGGAUCGGGAGAGGAGACGAACCCAGCAGUACUUCAUGGAGGCUAAUUGAAAUGCAGUAACCUAUCACCAUCAGCUUUCCAUUUUAUCACAAAAAAAUUAUGAGAAGUUGAGUCUUCAUAGUAGCAGCAAUGGAGCAACCAGUUGCAAAAGUCAGUUUUCAGAAAAUACUGACCUUCCAGUUGGCAGUUGUCAGUCUGCAUGUGGAAAAUAUGAGGAAGGAACAUAUGAAGAAAUUCUGGUAGAGGAUCACAGGACUAUAGAGAAAGGUAUAAUUAAACAAAGUUUUAGUCGUUCUGGAAGACAACCAAAGAUAAGAGAUUAUGUUGACAGUCUUGGAUCAAGAUUGCAACCAGCAUCAGCAGGAAUUGCUGUAUCACAAAGGAAGGUGUCUCUACUUUCCAAAGGGAACAAAGAACUAUCCAGCAAAAGAAGAGAAUAUGUGAUUCUGAACAAAGGGUUUGGAAUUGUUCCUGAUGAAGUCAACCUGCCUGUACUUCAGCUGAGACUGAUUACUAAAGGGUCAAGCUUUGCUCAUUAAAUAACAUCCAGAUGGAAUACAAUGUGGGGCAGCUUCGAGACCUCACAGGGUGUUUCAGGAUGAUACUCUUUAGCUUUGUUUACAACAUAAGCACUUUGCAAGGAACAUUGGGAAAGAUGCUUUCAGGUUUAUAAAUUAGGAGAAAAGCACAGUUCUCAACAGUAAAUACCUUCUCUUUUUAGAAUAUGGUUUUUUUUAAACUGUUGCAUAGUCAGGUUUUCUGGAACAACAGUUCGGUAACCUUAUUUAUGUCCAUUUAUGUCUUCUGUGGGAAGAAAAAGAGCUUUGUAACAUGACCAGGAAGAAAGUAUACCUAGGUUCACUCUACCAGAAUUAGAGACAGAUUAAACACCAUCAGUACGAUUUUAAUAUUUAGAAGGAAUUUCACUUCUUAUAUUUAGGUAAUUGCAAAUUCUAAUGCUGGUGUGACAUGUUAAUUGUUAUUAUUUGCAAAUGACAUAGCUUCUGAAAUCAUUGUUAUUUUAAAACCAGCUGGCUUUACUGCUGUUUCAAACUGUCUUCAUAUUAUAUGUCUAUCUUUAGCCACACAUUGUAUAGAUCUGUGUACAUAAAAUGUGUCAUGUACAUUUGUAUACAUUUUAUAUACACGUAUGUUUUACUGUUUAACAGACUUAAGUAAAUUAAAUACAUGCUUUGCUACUAAUCAAAAUUGAAGUACUUAAGAGCACUUCCAGAAUUUCAAUAUUUAUUCACUGUAUUAAAUGUAGAUAAAAAUGUCUCACUGCAGUAGCAGAGAAGCUAUGUUUUUGUCCACAGUUUAGUAAGGAAUACUUAUUAAGAACAAAGGUUUCGCUCUACAGUUGCUACUGUGGCAAUCAUAACUAUUGCAAAUAACCAGAAUGUACUUGGUGAUACGGUUUUAUUAUCUCUGUUAAAAAUUGUUAGCCUUAUAGUCAUCACACGAUUACUUAUAAGUAAUUUCAUGCAGAUGUAUGUUGUGGACUUUUUUCUUUAUUUUUCCCUCCAGUGGUUUGUUUGUAACUAUAAACAGCUAAUUGGCAUUCAUUUCCUAACAAUUUAAGUGUAUAAUUUACUUAUAAUGUGUGACUUCAACAUCCUGAAUUGUGAAGCAGUGAAAAAGGGCCCAGUGGAUAAUGUAAAAAAUAAUAACAACAGUAAUAAAAUCUACCCUCUUU
Molecule: messenger RNA, 3443 nt
Organism: Chiroxiphia lanceolata (lance-tailed manakin)
Lineage: Eukaryota; Metazoa; Chordata; Aves; Passeriformes; Pipridae
Gene: NEK10
Product: NIMA related kinase 10
Biological process (GO): protein phosphorylation
Molecular function (GO): protein kinase activity; ATP binding
Source: RefSeq, a predicted model, not a curated record